AUGGCGUCGCCGCAGCUUGUCAUAGCGAAGGCUUCCUUCUCGGCUGUUCUCCUGCGGCCAGACCCCACGAGCUGCUCGCGAGACGAGAUCGAGCACUUCCACACGCUUCUCAAUACGGCCAUCACGAGGUGUUCGCCAGCCAAUGUUCAGAAAUGCAAACAAUGGAUUCUAAGCAACCUGGCAACUUCGCCAGCCCGGGCGGCUGCUUUGGGAAAAUACCUCGUCGCCUUGGUCGAUUCGCUCAGCACGUCAACGUCAACAGCAUCCGACGCCAGUAUAGCGACCAAGAAACCGUCCACUAAGCGGCGGCGGUUACACGUCCUUUAUAUCAUCAACGAUGUGCUGCACCAUACGCGGAAACGACAGAAUGAAGAUUCGUUCGUUUGUGGCAUCGAACCAAGCUUGCCAACCCUUUUCAAAAGCGCGGCUUCCUUCACCCAUGCGCCCAAGCAUAUCAAGAAGCUAAACGAGCUCGUUAACAUUUGGAACACCCAGAACUAUGUCCGAGACCCUGAGAUUUCCAACCAACUGCUGGAUGCAAUCGUACGCGGACAGGAGGCGGCCCCCGAAUCAUCUCGCGAUGCGCCGGGCACCGAGACUGGCCGCGACUCGACCAAGAAGAGCUCUAAGGAGGUACCCUUCGUCAUGCCGGCAACCCACGGCGACCCCUCCACGGCCUGGUACGAUCUCCCUGCUGGAAACUGGCUCCCAGUGCUUGAGCCAAACUCGACACGUCCGAUGAACCCUGCCCUAAUCAAGCCUUUACAGUUGGCUUCCGGGCCUGCCGAUAAGGGCUUGGUCGACGCCGUUAGCCGUCUGCUGGCUCGUGUGGACCGCAUAUAUGGCAAGGACGUGCGUCUCGCAGAUGACGACACCCCGGGAGAGUACCCGGCUGUAGACAUUGAUCAGAUGGGCGAGCGUGUGGAGCUGGACGAGAUCACAGGCGAAGUGCUCGAUGGCGAAACCUAUUAUGGCUGGUCACGUGCAUUUUGCAAGAAGAUGAAGGCUCGGAGGCAAGGUCGGAAACCACAAAACCCCAGCUCAAGGAGCAGGUCACAAUCUUCUCGCGAUUCCAGAAGUUUGAGUCGUGGUCGAGACCGUAGCAGGAGCCGAAGCAGUCGUUCAAGGAGCACUUCUCCGCAGAAUUUCAAACGCCGCCGUGUUAGUCAGUCUCGCAGCUGUAGCAGCCGAAGCCACUCCAAAGGUGGGCGCGCGAAUCGCAACCGCGAUUACUCUUCAGACAGGUCCCGCCGCCGAUCGCGCAGCUAUUCGCCAUCACGAUCAAGGAGCAGAGAUCCUCGCCAAAGGUCUCAGGACGGCCCUCGUAGAUCGGCUUCGCCAGGAUACUCUCCACCGCCCGCAAACGCCGCUGCACUUCCGCCACCGACGCCUACAGGGGCUGCACCAGGAAACUAUAACACCAUGACGGUUCCUCAGUUCCCACCCCCGCUGCUACCAAUGCAAUUUACUCCGAUGCCCGGUAUGCCAAUGCCUAUGCCGCAACUGCACCGGGGCUACGGAGGCAUGCAGACGCAGGGCUCAGGACCGCCUCAGAUGCCCGGUUUCCCUGGCUUGUGGCCACCGCCGCCACCCCAACCACAGUUCGCCAUGCAUAAUCAGCAGCAACAGGCCUGGGCCUGGGGUGGGGCACCUAUGCCACCUCAUCAUCAACAACAGCCCUAUCGUAAUCAACAGCCCGGCAUUGGAUACCAGAAUCAUGGUCGCGGCGGGGCGAACAACAAUGGAAGCUUCAGGGGUAGGGGUGGUUAUAACCAGAACAGAGGCGGUCGUGGUUGGUAG
This is a messenger RNA of Pyricularia oryzae 70-15, 1800 nucleotides long. RefSeq lists its product as uncharacterized. The transcript is spliced from 2 exons. The record is from RefSeq and is a predicted model, not a curated record. Gene Ontology annotation, cellular component: perinuclear region of cytoplasm. The coding region runs from base 1 to 1800 and encodes 599 amino acids. Gene Ontology annotation, biological process: intracellular calcium ion homeostasis. NCBI's taxonomy places the organism in Eukaryota, Fungi, Ascomycota, Sordariomycetes, Magnaporthales, Pyriculariaceae.